Messenger RNA from Vollenhovia emeryi, 725 nucleotides. RefSeq lists its product as uncharacterized. The record is from RefSeq and is a predicted model, not a curated record. The annotation marks the transcript as partial. The transcript has a single exon. NCBI's taxonomy places the organism in Eukaryota, Metazoa, Arthropoda, Insecta, Hymenoptera, Formicidae.
AUAAAAAUGAAAGAAUAGAUACUUAUUGGAAUAGCAUCUUUAACCUCCAGAGUUAUGUAGAUCAUCAGAGUCCCAAGUACGAGGUCUGUUCAAAAAGUAUCGCGAAUUUUGAAUUUCCGCGGGCUACGUAUAUUCGAUUUUCGAUUUUUUUGUGGCGUUAUGUUGGUACUCAUGUCCCUCACUUAUGCUGACAAGUUCGGCCAUUUUGAAUGUUCAAUUAAUUUUUGACAGCUAUUUUGCUUAGACGUGUUUUGGCUCGUCUUCGAUUUUUGCCUAUUCCAAGAAAUGGAUCAAAGAAUAUGUAUCAAAUUUUGUGUGAAAAACAAAAUUAAGUGCGCGGACACAUUCCGAAUGUUGACUGUAGCAUAUGGUGAAGCUACCUUGAACCAAAGCAACGUUUAUUGGUGGUACAAAAUGUUCUCAGAGGGCCGAGAAGAUGUGAACGACGAAGAGCGUGCCGGACGCCCGAGCACGUCAAUAACAGACGAAAACAUUGAUGAAGUGAAGAAAAUAGUAUUGGCCAAUCGUCGAAUCACCGUUAGAGAAGUUGCUGAGGACCUAAACAUAUCGAUUGGCUCGUGCCAUUCGAUUUUUACCAAUGAUUUGGGCAUGAGACGGGUCGCCGCGAAAUUCGUACCAAAAUUGCUCACUUUCGACCAAAAAUCAUCGUUGCUUGUGCGCGAAUUUUUGGCCAAAAACAACACACUAAUGAUGCCGCAGCCACC